This is a messenger RNA of Polypterus senegalus (gray bichir), 2642 nucleotides long. RefSeq names its product solute carrier family 6 member 17 (gene slc6a17). Gene Ontology annotation, biological process: sodium ion transmembrane transport; proline transport; alanine transport. Gene Ontology annotation, cellular component: synaptic vesicle; plasma membrane. Lineage: Eukaryota; Metazoa; Chordata; Cladistia; Polypteriformes; Polypteridae. Bases 322 to 2505 code for a protein of 727 amino acids. The record is from RefSeq and is a predicted model, not a curated record. The transcript has 12 exons.
GAGCAUGUCAAUUUUCAGCCCAAGCUGCAUGUGAUUUUCAUGUCCUGUUUUAGGAUCUUAAAUUGCAAGCGUGAUGCCCGUGCAGUGUUAGAGCUUUACUGCUGAUUGCAUUUUACCGAGCGUUUUUAUUUGCACAUUCACUUCUGGCCAUAUCGUUACAACGGAAUUUAAAGAGAGGUCUGUCUCUUCUGCAUAUCAGAGACACUACACCAACUGCAUUUACAAUUUUGGACUCUGCUAGAGCUUUCACAUCCCACAGAAUCAUCUCCUCUUCGCUGUUCUAAUCUGUAUCCCUGGGUUUGAUGAAGAUAGAAGUCCCAGAUGCCUAAAAACAGCAAGGUAACACAACGGGAGCACAGCAAUGAGCAUGUGACAGAGUCUGUUGCCGAUCUUCUUGCUCAUGAGGAGCCUAUCGAUUAUAAGAACAGUGCACUGAAUGUGGGUGGUGUCCCGCCUCACAAGGAUAUCAAUGAAACCUUGGACUUAGGAGACGAGCGCCCAGCAUGGAACAGCAAGCUUCAGUACAUCUUGGCCCAGGUUGGCUUUUCAGUGGGGCUUGGGAAUGUGUGGCGUUUUCCAUAUCUGUGUCAGAAAAAUGGAGGAGGUGCCUAUCUGAUCCCAUAUUUCAUACUUCUCAUCAUCAUUGGGAUUCCAUUGUUUUUUCUGGAGUUGGCAGUUGGACAGAAAAUACGGCGUGGCAGCAUUGGUGUGUGGAACUAUUUAUGCCCCCGUUUAGGUGGAAUUGGAUUUUCCAGCAUCUUGGUGUGCUUCUUUGUGGGACUCUACUACAAUGUGAUCAUUGGCUGGAGUAUCUUCUAUUUUUUUAAGUCUUUUCAGUAUCCCUUGCCGUGGAGUGAGUGCCCACUAAUAAAGAAUGGCUCUGUUACAGUUGUCGAGCCAGAGUGUGACAAGAGCUCAGCUACCACAUAUUUCUGGUACCGUGAGACAUUGGACAUUUCAAACUCCAUUUCGGAAAGUGGUGGACUGAAUUGGCGGAUGACACUCUGCUUGCUUGCUGCCUGGCUUGUUGUGGGUCUGGCCAUGAUUAAGGGAAUUCAGUCCUCUGGCAAGGUGAUGUACUUCAGUUCUCUCUUCCCCUACGUUGUCCUGUUUUGUUUCCUGGUUCGAGGCUUGCUGCUGAGGGGGGCAGUUGAUGGCAUCGCGCAUAUGUUCACUCCAAGACUGGAAAAGAUGCUGGAGCCCCAGAUUUGGCGAGAAGCAGCCACUCAGGUUUUCUUUGCUCUGGGACUGGGCUUUGGGGGAGUCAUUGCCUUUUCAAGUUACAACAAGCAGGACAACAACUGUCACUUUGAUGCCACCCUUGUGUCAUUUAUUAAUUUUAUCACUUCAGUGCUGGCUACCCUCGUUGUCUUUGCUGUCCUGGGUUUCAAAGCAAACAUCAUGAAUGAGAAAUGCGUAAUUGAGAACGCAGAGAAGAUUCUGGGCUACCUCAACUCGAAUCUUCUGAGUCGCAACCUGAUUCCUCAUCAUGUGAACUUCUCUCACCUGUCAUCAGCUGAUUACACUGAGAUGUACAACGUGAUCAAGACAGUGGAGGAGGAUGGCUUCUCAAAGUUUGGGCUGGAGCCCUGUCUGCUGGAGGAUGAGCUCAAUAAGGCAGUACAGGGAACUGGCUUGGCUUUCAUUGCCUUCACAGAAGCAAUGACUCAUUUCCCAGCUUCUCCAUUCUGGUCAGUGAUGUUCUUCUUCAUGCUCAUUAAUCUUGGCCUUGGCAGUAUGAUUGGAACUAUGGAAGGCAUCAUCACACCCAUUGUUGACACCUUCAAAAUACGCAAGGAGAUUCUAACAGUUUGUUGCUGUGUAUUGGCAUUUCUCUUAGGACUCCUCUUUGUUCAGCGCUCUGGCAACUACUUUGUCACCAUGUUUGAUGACUUUUCUGCUACGCUACCCCUCACGAUUGUUGUCAUUCUGGAAAAUAUAGCUGUGGCUUGGUGUUACGGUACAAAAAAGUUUAUACAAGAUCUGACAGAAAUGCUGGGCUUUCGUCCAUACCGUUUCUACUUCUACAUGUGGAAGUAUGUUUCUCCUCUGUGCUUAGCCUUGCUUGUCACUACCUGUAUCGUCCAAAUGUUCAUUAACCCUCCAGGGUACAAUGCCUGGACACGUGAAAUUGCCGGUGAACGCUAUCUGAGCUAUCCAGAUUGGGCAAUGGGGAUAUGUUUCACCUUGAUUACUGUGGCCAUGCUACCUGUACCUGUUGUAUUCAUUGCCCGACAGUUCCACUUAGUGUCAGAUGGUUCCAACACCCUUUCUGUGUCAUACAAAAAAGGUCGCAUGAUGAAGGAUAUUUCAAACCUGGAGGACAACGAUGAGACACGCUUCAUUCUCAGCAAGGUGCCCAGUGAAGCUGCAUCACCAAUGCCCACCCACCGCUCAUACCUGGGUCCUGAAACUGCCUCUCCUUUGGAGAAUACGAGCAGCAACCCAAAUGGGCGCUAUGGGACAGGCUAUCUUAUGGCCACAACGCCAGAGUCAGAGCUAUGAUUACGAGAGUAGUUGGAGUGUUAGCUUUCCCUUACAGAAUAAUGGAGGGCAGUAUUUUGGAUAGCGUUUGUGUAGAUCUUAAUUUUCAGCUUGUUCAAAUGACUGGAGUCCACUAGAAAAGUACCUUAUCAAUGUAC